Molecule: messenger RNA, 1623 nt
Organism: Parasteatoda tepidariorum (common house spider)
Lineage: Eukaryota; Metazoa; Arthropoda; Arachnida; Araneae; Theridiidae
Source: RefSeq, a predicted model, not a curated record
AUGAAAUUGAUUACACAUCACUCGGUAUUUGGUGAAACACGAUUUUGGCUUUAUUCUGUUGAAUGGCAAAAACGAGGUUUACCUCAUGCGCAUAUUUUGAUUUGGUUGGUGGGCAAAGUACGCCCAGAAGAAAUUGACAAAAUUAUUUUAACGGAAAUUCCAAAUCCGAAUGUUGAUCAAGAAUUGUUUGACAUUGUAACUACUAAUAUGAUCCAUGGUCCAUGUGGUUCUCUCAACAUGACGUCACCAUGUAUGGAUAAUGGAAAAUGUACGAAACGUUUUCCUAAACCAUGUCAAACUGAAACUAUCACCAAUAUCGAUGGUUAUCCAUCUUACCGUCGUAGAGAUGUAGACAAUGGCGGUCAAUCAUAUGAAUUGCGUCUAUCAAACGGUGUAAGAGUUGACAUCGAUAAUCGCUGGGUGGUUCCAUACUCACCAUUGCUGUGCAAAACCCAUAAAGCACACAUAGGCGUUGAGUUAUGCAGUUCGGUGAAGUCUAUCAAGUACAUUUGUAAGUACGCUCAUAAGGGCAGUGAUAAAGCUAUAUUUGCUGUUCAAAAUGUAAACAAGAAUGACGAAAUAACACAUUAUCAAAUGGGACGAUACAUAAGUAGUAAUGAAGCUAUUUGGCGAAUUUUUACAUUUCCUAUACAUGAAAGGGAUCCUCCUGUUGUACAUUUGGCUGUGCAUCUUGAAAAUGGACAGCGUGUUUAUAUCACAGAACAGAAUGCACUACAACAAGCUUUAACAGCUCCAAAAACAACUCUUACUGAAUUUUUCAACCUUUGUAAUCGACAAGAUAUUGUUGGUGAAUUUACAAAGACAUUAAUGUAUACUGAUGUUCCUAAAUUUUUUACAUGGAAUAAACAAUCAAAAAGUUGGGAACCACGGAAACGAAGCACUCCAGUCCCAGGAUUUGCCGACAUAGUUAUGACAAAUACUUUAGGUCGAUUAUAUACAGUUCAUCCUAAGCAACGCGAAUGCUUUUUUCUGCGUUUGUUAUUGGUUAACGUUCCUGGACCGACAUCCUUCCAAUACUUGCGAAAAGUCAACGGUACUUUAUACGGCACUUUCUUUGAUGCGUGUCGUGAGUUACAUUUAUUGGAGGAUGAUAACCAUUGGGACCUCACACUUGCAGAUGCAGCACUGAGCUCAUCUCCACAGCAAAUUCGUCAAUUAUUUUCAAUAAUAUUAACAACGUGUUUUCCGUUUGAAGCAUCUGCUCUGUGGAAUAAAUAUAAAGACUCUAUGAGUGAGGAUAUUUUGCAUCGGAUUAGAAUUACUAAUCAAAAUCUCAGUAUGGAAUUCUCCGCAGAAAUAUAUAACGAGACAUCAAUAAUGAUUGAGGUUAUUUGUAUUCUUAUUUCGAACAUGCCGCUCAUAAAUUUUGGCAUGCCAGCGCCAAUCCGCCAAGCAGCAGAUAUCAUCAACAGCGACGUUCAACGUGAACACCAGUUCGAUAUGACUUCUCUGGCUACUUUUGUUGCUAACAAUGAACGAUUGCUUACUGCUGAGCAACGAAAUAUAUAUGAUCAAAUUAACGUGUCAAUUGCAGCACAACAAGGUGAAUUUUUUUUCUGGAUGCACCAGGUGGCACUGGUAAAACAUUCCUCAUCUCACUAA